Molecule: messenger RNA, 3999 nt
Organism: Antrostomus carolinensis (chuck-will's-widow)
Lineage: Eukaryota; Metazoa; Chordata; Aves; Caprimulgiformes; Caprimulgidae
Product: brefeldin A-inhibited guanine nucleotide-exchange protein 1
Exons: 20
Coding region: 1-2703 (900 amino acids)
Source: RefSeq, a predicted model, not a curated record
AUGUUCCAGUUGGCAUGGACACCUUUUCUAGCUGCAUUCAGUGUGGGUCUACAGGACUGUGAUGACACAGAAGUUGCCUCUCUUUGUUUGGAGGGUAUACGGUGUGCAAUCAGGAUCGCUUGCAUUUUCAACAUUCAGCUUGAAAGAGAUGCCUAUGUCCAAGCAUUGGCAAGAUUUACUUUACUUACAGUGAGUUCUGGCAUUACUGAAAUGAAGCAGAAGAAUAUUGACACAAUUAAAACUCUCAUCACAGUGGCCCAUACAGAUGGAAACUAUUUAGGAAAUUCCUGGCAUGAGAUUCUGAAAUGCAUCAGUCAACUUGAACUGGCACAGUUAAUAGGAACUGGAGUAAAACCUCGCUACAUCUCAGGGACAGUGCGUGGCAGGGAAGGUUCUUUUACUGGAACAAGAGAUCAGGCACCCGAUGAGUUUGUGGGGCUGGGACUGGUUGGUGGAAACGUGGAUUGGAAGCAGAUAGCAAGUAUUCAGGAAUCCAUUGGUGAAACUAGCUCCCAGAGUGUUGUCGUUGCUGUAGACAGAAUAUUUACGGGAUCUACAAGGUUGGAUGGAAAUGCUAUUGUGGAUUUUGUUCGCUGGCUUUGUGCUGUAUCUAUGGAUGAGCUGCUGUCUGCUACCCACCCUCGAAUGUUUAGUCUGCAGAAGAUAGUAGAGAUUUCUUACUACAACAUGGGCCGGAUAAGGCUACAGUGGUCUAGAAUCUGGGAAGUUAUUGGAGAUCAUUUUAAUAAGGUUGGCUGCAAUCCCAAUGAAGAUGUAGCUAUUUUUGCAGUAGACUCCUUAAGGCAGUUAUCAAUGAAGUUCUUAGAAAAAGGAGAACUUGCUAAUUUCCGAUUCCAGAAGGAUUUCCUAAGACCAUUUGAACAUAUCAUGAAGAGAAACAGGUCUCCUACUAUUCGGGACAUGGUUGUGCGUUGUAUUGCACAGAUGGUCAAUUCCCAGGCUGCUAACAUUCGCUCUGGCUGGAAAAACAUUUUUUCAGUGUUUCAUCUGGCAGCCUCAGAUCAGGAUGAAAGUAUAGUGGAACUUGCAUUCCAGACUACAGGACACAUUGUCACAAUUGUGUUUGAAAAACACUUCCCAGCAACCAUAGAUUCUUUCCAGGAUGCAGUGAAGUGCUUGUCUGAAUUUGCCUGCAAUGCAGCAUUUCCAGAUACCAGUAUGGAAGCUAUCCGCCUCAUUCGCCACUGUGCAAAAUAUGUAUCUGACAGACCUCAGGCAUUCAGGGAAUACACAAGUGAUGAUAUGAAUGUAGCUCCUGAAGACAGAGUGUGGGUGCGAGGAUGGUUCCCAAUUCUGUUUGAGUUGUCCUGUAUCAUCAAUAGAUGCAAAUUAGAUGUAAGAACCAGGGGCUUAACAGUAAUGUUUGAAAUAAUGAAGACAUAUGGACAUACUUAUGAAAAACACUGGUGGCAAGAUUUGUUUCGAAUUGUCUUCAGGAUAUUUGACAACAUGAAACUGCCAGAACAGCAGACUGAGAAAGCUGAAUGGAUGACAACUACUUGCAACCAUGCACUUUAUGCGAUAUGUGAUGUAUUCACACAGUAUUUAGAAGUACUUAGUGAUGUUCUUUUGGAUGAUAUAUUUGCACAGCUGUACUGGUGUGUGCAGCAAGACAAUGAACAACUGGCACGGUCUGGUACAAACUGUUUGGAGAAUGUUGUCAUCCUAAAUGGUGAAAAAUUUACCCUAGAAAUCUGGGAUAAAACUUGUACUUGUAUGCUGGAUAUUUUCAAAACUACAAUCCCUCAUGCGCUGCUGACUUGGCGACCAGUCAGUGGAGAGUUUAGCUCUGGGUCUCCCUCUGAUGCAAAAGAAAAACUGGAUACAGUCUCACAGAAGUCAGUAGAUAUUCAUGAUUCUGUUCAGCCUAGAUCUUCAGAUGGACGUCCAUAUCAGCCCAGCACAGGGACUGCUGUAGGUGAAGAAAUGAGUAAAACCAGGCCAACAGCAAAAUAUCCAGAACAGAAGUUAUUUGCUGCUCUUUUGAUCAAAUGUGUUGUACAACUGGAACUCAUUCAGACUAUCGACAAUAUUGUGUUCUUCCCAGCAACUAGCAAAAAAGAGGAUGCAGAGAAUCUAGCAGCAGCACAAAGAGAUGCAGUAGACUUCGAUGUCCACGUGGAUACGCAAGAUCAAGGGAUGUAUCGUUUUCUGACAUCACAGCAGCUCUUUAAACUUCUCGAUUGUCUGCUGGAAUCUCACAGAUUCGCUAAAGCGUUUAAUUCAAACAAUGAACAAAGAACUGCUCUCUGGAAAGCAGGUUUCAAAGGCAAAUCAAAGCCUAAUCUCCUGAAGCAGGAGACGAGUAGCCUUGCCUGUGGGCUGCGCAUUCUGUUCCGUAUGUACAUGGAUGAAAGCCGUACCAGUGCGUGGGAGGAAGUCCAGCAAAGACUACUAAAUGUCUGCAGUGAGGCUCUGAGUUACUUCCUCACCCUUACAUCAGAAAGUCAUCGGGAAGCCUGGACUAAUCUAUUACUGUUAUUUUUGACUAAAGUCCUGAAGAUAAGUGAUGAAAGGUUCAAGGCUCAUGCCUCUUUCUACUAUCCUCUGUUGUGUGAAAUUAUGCAGUUUGACCUUAUUCCUGAACUUCGAGCUGUUCUACGAAGGUUUUUCCUGCGGAUUGGUGUGGUUUUCCAAAUAUCCCAACCACCAGAACAAGAGUCUGGAAUAAGCAAGCAGUAGCAGAUAGUGACUGAGUAUUGCUCUGCGUAGAAGUUUCUAUUCCUCAGCUAAAUAAACGGACGAGGUAGCUGAGCCAUUCUGUCUGGAUAUCCAUAAAAAUGGUUUCUUUGUAUGGCAACGUCUAUCCAAGGGUUAACGGUACAGAUGCUUACAACUGUAAUUAAGGCUUGCAACACUCCAGUCCCUUUAUUUCCUGGUGGAUUGUCUCUAUGGGCUUCUCUUACCUGGCUCAUGCUGAGCACAGAGCCAGUUUUUAGCACAGUCCUCUUGUCAGCGUGGGCUGCAAUAUCCUUUACUGUCCUAGACAGCAGUAUAGCAACAGAUGUUUAUGGCGGGUGUGAAAGUAAAAUGUACCCAAAGAACUAUAUAUGUAAAGGUUUGAGCUUCUGCAAGAAGUACAACUCAGGAGAGCUGUAUUUUGAAGGAUAAAAUGUUUAUAGUGAAAAGAAAUGGAGAUUAUUGUUCAUGGUAAAAGAUAUUUAGCAACUAUGUCUGAUAUUCUUAUUCUAAGAUUUUUGCACACUCAGGCUGUCUGAGACAUUGGUAAUCAUCCUUCUGUGAAAAAUGUACAGAGAUGCAGGUCUGUAAUAUAAACUCUUUAACACUAUACAGUUCUUCCUGAAUUGUUUUAUUUCUGUUUUAUUAUUGAUUUGCUGAAAACCCAUAACACUUCAUUGUUUACCGAAUGCACUAGAAGUUUGGGUUUAUUUUCUCUUGGGUUGUGAUUCUCUUUUCUUUUUCUUUCUAUCCCCCCCCCUUUUUUUUUUUCUCCUGGUUUUGCUGUAGUCCAGAGUUAGUGUUGCUGACUUUUGUCAAGAACAGAAUUAGAAAUAUCACGACUGACGUACCUACCUGUAAUAUACUUGUUUUAGGGCUUUUAAAUAAAACGAGCCAUUGAAAUGAUGAUCCUUCAAGGACUGGAACUUGAAUCACUGCAAACAAGUCUAGGUUGUGUCUGCUGUCAGAUGUUUUUUGUUUGAUGUAGAUUUCACUCUUAUGUACAGAAUUUAAUGUUGAAUAUAUUCAAGUAACAAAUCUGGCAUGGUUUGGGGAUGGUUAAAUUUAUUGGAAAUGUAUUCAUACUGUGAAUUGUGCUCUGAUGGUUAAAAGACAAGAUCGUCAACAUUCUGUAUUACAAUGGAUGUAGAAAUUUUUUUCAGAUGGACAAAAUGUAUAUGGUACAGAUAUGUAAAGUUUUCUAUGUAAAAAAAAUUCUGUACAACUUUCUGUACAAUAUUUGGUUCUCAUCUGGCAUAUUCUAAUCAGGUUAUAGGUCAAUAAAGUUUUUGAACUCUU